This is a messenger RNA of Mobula hypostoma (lesser devil ray), 7774 nucleotides long. RefSeq names its product forkhead box P1b (gene foxp1b). The record is from RefSeq and is a predicted model, not a curated record. Gene Ontology annotation, cellular component: nucleus. The coding region runs from base 1131 to 3134 and encodes 667 amino acids. Gene Ontology annotation, biological process: regulation of transcription by RNA polymerase II. The transcript is spliced from 21 exons. Lineage: Eukaryota; Metazoa; Chordata; Chondrichthyes; Myliobatiformes; Myliobatidae. Gene Ontology annotation, molecular function: DNA-binding transcription repressor activity, RNA polymerase II-specific; RNA polymerase II cis-regulatory region sequence-specific DNA binding.
GAGACCAGCUUUCCCCCCUUAAAGCCCUGAUACAUGUUGUUUACACAGCAGGUGGAUAUGACGUCAGGGGGCAGCUCGCAGCAAAAAAUAACAACAUCCAACUCCGCGAUUUGUAUUCUCUCCCCCCCCCCACAAGACUCAUUAAGUUCUCUAGAAUACUCAAUAAUGAAGAGUGGGGUAACGCGCGCAGCAGGAUAGGAAAGAAUUCCAUGAAGUGUGAGUUCAAUCCGGCUUCUUAGUUGUACCAGGGAGAUUUUUCUGUGUUUGGAAAGCGGCAGCUCUACAACGUAGUGCCAGAGCGGAGUAAUAUAUUGUUAUUUAUUGUGUGCUUGUUGCAUGCUUUCUCGUACACAAUCGCAUGUGUGUUGCAGGGUCAAAUUAUCUUCUGGUUAUCCAACAACCUAAAGCUGUACCAACUGUGUCCUGCUGAGAAUUUACGGCUUGUAUCAUUUAUAAUGGUAACAUUAUCGAAAGAGGUGGACCCCAGGUUUUGAUUUUUAUGGAAUGGAAAUUUGUCAUCUGUAGAGGGGAGAAAAGCUAUAGAUUUAGGAAAAACUGAGGGAUGUUUUGAAGACAGUUAUGUUAUCGUUAUGGAAAUUGGAAUUCGCUGGAAGUAGUCACACUUGAACUUCUCACAGCUUUUCACAUAUUUCUCAGAAAUACAAGACAGACCAAGACUGAAAAACUGACAAAAGCCACAUAAGCCCCGGCCUCCAGCAACAGGAAAAGCCGAGGAUUUUGGGGCCUUCCCUCCAAAGAUUCUUGAUCGCACAGUAGCAGCGGCAGCGAACCGGGCAUUUCAGAAGUUUCUCCAGACGUUCCUCCAUGCUUCUCACGCCUGUCUCCAUCAAAUCAGAAUUGUGCACGGCCCCUAUUUAACAAAUACGAUAUCAUUUCACCGGAGAGGCCGCACGCGCUGCUGUUUAAAUUGUUGAAGACAACCAGAGAAGGAAGUCAGAGGAGAUGACUUGCUGAUCUGAAGUAGCCAGCUGAGAGAUUGGUCAUGUGCCCAUGCUGAGUCAAGUGAGAGGUAUAUUGUGAAAAGGGUAAGAAGACUGAUUACAAAAGGGGGCUAUAACAGAAGAUUGCUUUAAAUAAGCAAAUCCUACUCAAAAGAAGGUUUUUAAGUCAUGAUGCAAGAAUCUGGAACUGAGGCAGCAAGCAACAUUUCAGCCAAUCAGAACGGAGCUAGCAGUGGUAACCACUAUCCAGACAGUAGCACAAGGGAGGGGAGAUCAAACGGUGAUAUAUCCUCGAUUGAAGUGACCGCUGCUGAAUUAGUUCAUCUUCAGCAACAGCAGGCUCUUCAAGUUGCAAGGCAGCUUCUGCUACAGCAACAAGCUAGUGGGUUGAAGUCUCCCAAGGGAAAUGACAAGCAACCAUCCCUACAGGUACCAGUAUCAGUGGCUAUGAUGACACCUCAAGUGAUAACUCCCCAGCAAAUGCAACAGAUUUUGCAGCAACAAGUAUUGACUCCUCAGCAACUCCAAGCCUUGCUUCAGCAGCAACAGGCUAUCAUGCUGCAGCAGCAACAGCUUCAGGAAUUUUAUAAGAAACAGCAGGAACAGUUGCAUCUUCAACUUCUACAGCAACAACAUGCUGGGAAAUCAGCUAAAGAGCAACAGCAACCGCUGGCAGCCCACCACUUAGCCCUACAGCAGCAACUUCUACAGGUGCAGCAGCUUCAACAACAGCACAUCAUGACAAUGCAGCGUCAUGGCUUGCUUCCAGUGCAAUCUGGCCAGCCAGCUCUCUCUCUGCAGACAUUAGGACAAGGCAUGACUCCAACAGAACUGCAGCAGCUCUGGAAAGAUGUGACUGGAGCUCACACAAUGGAAGAAAGUGUAACCAAAAAUGGCAGUCUAGACCUUUCCACUAGCUCAAUUUGUUCUACUGCAGCACCACCUAAGACCUCACUACCAGCAACGCUGAUGAAUGGACAGUCUACGGGUCACACUCCAAAAAGGGAAUGCCUAUCCCAUGAAGAGCACGGGUGCAACCAUCCAUUAUAUGGUCAUGGUGUGUGUAAGUGGCCAGGAUGUGAGGCAGUCUGUGAGGACUUUGGACAGUUUCUAAAACAUCUCAACAAUGAACAUGCACUGGAUGAUAGAAGUACAGCACAGUGUCGAGUGCAGAUGCAGGUUGUACAACAGCUGGAACUGCAGCUUGCAAAAGACAAAGAACGCUUGCAAGCUAUGAUGACCCACCUGCAUGUGAAAUCAACUGAACCAAAGUCAACUCCACAGCCUCUGAACCUGGUAUCGAAUGUCACGUUGUCAAAGACUGCAUCUGAAGCUUCUCCGCAGAGCUUACCUCACACUCCUACAACGCCAACGGCCCCUAUUACCCCUGUUACACAGGGACCCUCUGUAAUUACCCCGACCAGCAUGCAUAGCAUGGGACCCAUUCGCAGGCGGUACCCAGACAAGUACAAUGUGCCAAUCUCCUCAGACAUUGCUCAAAAUCAAGAAUUCUAUAAGAAUGCAGAUGUUAGACCUCCUUUUACAUAUGCAUCAUUAAUAAGGCAGGCAAUUCUUGAGUCUCCAGAAAAGCAGCUAACACUAAAUGAAAUAUAUAACUGGUUUACACGAAUGUUUGCCUACUUCAGACGCAAUGCAGCAACGUGGAAGAAUGCAGUGCGCCAUAAUCUUAGUCUUCACAAGUGUUUUGUUCGAGUAGAAAAUGUUAAAGGGGCAGUAUGGACAGUGGACGAAAUAGAAUUCCAAAAGCGAAGGCCACAAAAGAUCAGUGGCAAUCCAUCUAUUAUAAAAAAUAUACAGACCAGCCUUGCGUAUGGAUCACCACUUAAUGCUGCUUUACAGGUUUCGAUGGCUGAGAAUAACAUACCUCUAUACACUACUGCUUCCAUGGGAAAUGCCACUGUAGCCACAAUGGUGAGUGCUAUCCAUGAGGAACUAAAUGGUGCAGUGGAACAUUCAAAUAGCAACGAGAGUGACAGCAGUCCAGGACGUUCCCCACUGCAAACAAUGUAUCCCGUUCAUGUUAAAGAGGAACCAAUGGACCCAGAGGACAUGGAAGGGCCCCUGUCUUUAGUGACAACAGCAAAUCAUAGUCCGGAGCUGGACAAUGACAGAGAAUUUGAAGAGGACCCAGGGAAUGAAGACAUGGAAUGAGCAUGCUUCCCAUCAUUUCCUGAGAUGAAGAUUAAAAUGAAAGAAAGCUUGUCAGACUUACCUGUGAAAUCUCUCCCUAAUGUGGCAGUUUGGAGGAAUUUUCAGCCCCUUUUUGACAAAGUAAUGAAAUGUUUUAAAUAACUUUUAGUGCCAUUAAGAAUCCCAUUGGGGAAUGUUUCUGAUUUUUUUCUACUUUUUGUUGGAAAAAAGGAAUUUGUAUUCUACAUACAUUGGAUGGACUUGUUUGGUACUUGGGAUUUUCCUCUCCUGAAGUCAACAUCAGUGUUGAAAGUUACUGAGCUGUACUGUCACCCUCACAGACUUUGCAGCUGACUUUGGACUGCAGUUCUGCCAAGUUGGACUCAUGGGUCUGAUCAAAACUGUUAAUAGUUCAAACUGCAGAUAGAGCUCUUCCCAGAACUUGCAUAUUCAAAUGGAAGACUGAGGCUAAAACUGAAUUGCACAGUACUGGAAGUGGAUUGUUUUACUAUCACUGCCUUUAAUCCACACUUGUUUUCAUGGAGCAGGGGAGAAGGGAAAUAAUUUGUGAAAAAUAAUUUGCUGAAAUUUUACUGUGUCUAUGUUUGCUUCUGCUGCAUCCAAGCAGUUUUAUAAUUGCCGGCCACAGGCCUUUGGAGGACCUCAUUAAGAUCUAUGUUCAGUGGUUGAAUGUUAAGUUUUUUAGCCAAUGGGACAGAAUGCCUCACAUCGAUUUGUUACACAUACAGUAGUUUUUCUGUCAUCCACUCCCCUUAACUUCAUUGAGAUUAUUUUAAAAAAAACACAAGUAAACCUCAGGCCUGUUUUCAUUGUAUGUACAGUUUAACAAUACUGAUCAUUUUGUCUGCUUUGGGUCAGAAAUCAGCAGGCCCAACUUUUAGUAUCAAGUGGCAGAGCCAACAUUCCAAACUCCGGAGAAAGGUUCACUUCUAGGAAUGGUGGAGCCAGUGAACAAGGGGGCAGAAUGACAGAAAAAAAGAUAUUUAGUAAUUAUCCCUUGUCUCCUGCAUAUGCACCAUAGAUCAAUUCCUGUUGUUCAGGUUCAGCAACUAGUAAGGAGAUACAGGAGUUGAAAGCAAGUAGAACAUAAAAUAUGUUGUCUGUAUAAAUAAUAAUUUACACUGCAGUUUAAGCUUUUCAGUUAAGAAUUUUAUGUCCAGUGCUGUGUUAAGUAGCUCAAUAGAGAUUUGUUAUUUCAGCAAACUUAGAAAAGUUCGCAGUAGAUUUCAAAAUAGAAAGCUAUGUCACUAGAGCUUAUCUUGCAAGCCUAUGUGAUCCUGAAGCAAAUUUACGUACAGAAGGUAAUUCUGUUAAUAUAGGUCAUUGAAUUGUUUUCUAUAACACUCAACAUCUUUCCUGUCUCAAGACUGCGACUGGUCAUUUUCUAUCACCUCCCCAAAACCCCACUCUCAUGUAUUUAUUUAGGACUAUAUAGGUUGUCAGUUGAAAAAAAGCUUUCAGAGCUUUAUUUAUUUUUGCUGUUUUUUAAAUCAGAUAAUUUUUUCUGAGAUUACCAAAGAUGAUCUUAAAGGUAAAUUAUGUUCUCUGUUUGAUGCUUUAUCUGAUGAAGCCAAAUAUCCUCUUAUUGUUGAUCAAAGGAGGUACCAGAAUCCAGAGGGAAAUGGCUAAAAAUGGACUGAUGCACAGACAAUAACCUAUGAUGUUAAAGUCUCCUUUUAACAAUGUCUGUAACAGGCCAGGUGGAUGUUUGAACCAAAGGUAUUAUCUCUGAAAACCCAGAUCUUUUUCCUAUAAUGACCAAAUUUGCUCAGUGUAGGGAAAUUUAAUUGUAGAAAUUGGUGACCAAACCAGGAAAUUAUGGCACUGAGGCCACAAAGAAAGGGAGCAUUCCAUCAAGGGAAGGUGAAUGUAGAACUUUUCUGUGCAGAUGAGAGUAAUGCAGAAAAAAAACUGAAGAUGCAAGAUUCCAACUGUAAUACAGAGAGCAAAGGAAUAGCUUUCGAGAUAGAACUGGACCAUAUAAUAAGUUUUUCUUAAGGAAAAUGCUCAUUAUGGAGGCUGUGUUUGAAAGAUGGUGUGCCACUUUUGUUUGGAGACCAAUCUCCUGGAUGCCGAGGUAACUCGCAUUUAGUUUACCUUGGCACACUUUUUCAGAAUUGUUUGUUUCGUUUCCACGUUCAUCAUACAGAAACACUCCUGUGCACUCGUUCGCUUGGUACAAGAGACAUUACAGCAGUUAUUUUUCAGCAUAAUCCAACUUUCUGUUAAAUGGGCAGUCUGUGGUCUUUUAAAAUAUAUAUUUGUAAUGGCAUUCCAGGCAGCUUCAUGAGGAUGUACAGGCAGUUGCUGAAUGGGAUCAUGAGAAGAGAUUCCAUGCUUUCAAACUGAGUGGCCUGUUGGUUAACUCUGUAUUUGAGGGAAUAAGAUGGUUAGAUUAGUACAUUCUCAGCAUGUGUAGCUAGACAUGACUAAAGUUAACAGCAUGAGAAACUGUUAGUACGCAUACCUCAGUUCAGACUUUUAGGGAAUGAAAAAUAAAACAUUUCACUCAGUUGCACUUAGUUGUAUGUCUUGCAUGUUUAGUCUAAAGACUAGCAAACUUAGAGCUUGCUUAUCUAGCAGGUGCCACAGCCUUUCAGCAGAAUCAACUCUGAACCUCAGGCUCUUUAUGUACAGGAUUUCAAUGACUGAACGUUGUCACCAUAUCCGUUUGGAUAUACAGUUGCUUCUAAAGGGUGGGGGUUUGUUACAUUGUACAUAAAUAUCCCAAUGUGUCAGUGCAAGCCUUUGUCUUUUCUGUUUCUUUUUAAACACUGUUCUUUUAAGCCCCAAAACAAAAAAAAAUCUGUUUAAAUCACAUUUGCUUUUGUGCAACUGCUUUGUAUUGACUAUAUUAAAAGAAAGCUUUGAAAACGACUGUAUGUAUUGAAACUGCAAAAUGUUCUGCACAUGUAUUUUACUUAUUAACCCUUGCUUUGAGAAUAAUGGAAGACAGUUGCUGACAGUUGGGAGAAAAUCCCUUUCUUUUUUUUGCUUUAACUGUAGUACAGUUGACAGAAUUUUAAGUUACCGUUGAACGAAGCAUUUUGUACAGUUUUGUUUGUGUUAGGCUGUUUUGAUACUUCUCGCUUACAAAGGUCCAGCCACUGCCCUCUGCAGCUGUCUUAAAAGUUUGAAGGAUUUGGAGAAGACAGUUUAAAAAGUCAUUUCUCUUCCUGCUGUCGUGAAUACUUAGCAUGAUGAAUUCCAGGGCCAGUUGCAGUGAAGUAAUGAUUAUUAAAACUGGGGAGUGUCAACCUGUUGAAUAAUUUUUUUUAAAAAAAGAACUUUACAAGGUGCCAAGAUGUAAAGAUAAUUUGUUACAUGCUUUUUCUCUAAGAAAAGCAUACAUUAUCAUGAUCGAAGUACCAUGAUUCAGGUAACUUCAAUGUCAGGAAUGAGAGUCACAGCCUUUACACUGUCAAAAACCAGUAAAUUAAAAUCUGUUUCGUAAAGGGUUGUUUGGAAAAUGGUACAGACUGAGGACAUUGUGUUAUCAUGGUGCUUUGAAUGUUGUUGCUGCCAGUUAAGAGAUUAUUGUAGAGGCAUACAGGAACUCAUUCCUUACAUCAGUGUAAUCCAUCAUUCCAUGUCUGUUGAUGCAGACAAUAAAAAAAUUCAUGUGUGUAGUCAGUACUAAUUACUGACAUUAGCAUUCUCAAAUGCAAUAAAAAUGCUGGUUGUUCACACUGUUUGCAGUGUUGUCAUUUUCAGGAUUAUGUUGAUCCCUGCAAAACCCAAAGUCAUCAUUUUCCGGUGUUACUCUCAUUUUUAAUCACAUAUCAUGAAAAUUUCCUCAUAACAGAUGAAAUGGCUAGUUAUCAAAGCACUAUUCUGACUCUUUCGUGACCCAGUCACAAAGCUGACCAGUACAAGUGCCGGUACUUAAACAUUAAAUUCUCCCAUAAUUAAUAAUGUCAGUUAAACUGUCUCCUUGUAACAGCAAUUUAGGUUACUGCAUUUGAUCAGCUAUAAAUUCAAACUGCAUUAAAAUUCUAGAAAUAUUAGUAAUAUGGAUUUCUUGAUGGAAAUUAUUGCUGAUCACAAAGUGGUUUGUUUUAACGACCGAUGCACAGGUCAUGUUAGCCACAAAACUGAGUACACAGGUCAGGUCUGUACACUUUUAAUCUUGUGAAACAAGCAAUUACAAAUAGUUGCAUCGAUUCGUUAAAAAGCUUUAAGUGACAUGAAUUGUUUCUAGUUUAUCUUAUUGCUCAGUCUUAUAAAUGUCAGGAGGUAUCAUUUUAAUUUGGGUCACAGAAUGAUCAGGGUCACUAUAUGAGAUAUGCAAUCAAAUAUAUGAUUAGCUUGCUAUCUUUAAAAAGCCCCUAUGGAAUCACCAUUUUGCUGGAUUGGCAAGUUGCUUGAAAAAAUACUUCUGCAUGUAAUGCACAAAUGUUCCAAAAGUUUGUUUAGCAAAUAUUAGCGCAUGUUGUAAUGGGAUACAGAAGUAACUCUAUACUUCUUGCAUUCCUCAUUAAGUGACCCCUCUUUAAAGCACACAUGCUUUUUAUUAUUCUACGCCCAAGUAGAAAAUCCAUAUUUCAAGAAUUUCCAUCCAGCUCAAAAUGUCUCUGGCACAUGCACAGCUGAAUAAUUCAAAAUGCAUAAGCCAAAAGAGAACAAACAACUCAAGAUUU